AUGCUGCCGCUCUCUCCCACCCAGGCCACUCCUUUCCUUCCCUCCGACAUGCCCGCCACGACCCCCACCCGCAACUCUUCUUUCGUCUCCUCACCACUCAACCCGACACCUAGCCCUGCCCCAUUCCGCUCAGUGUCGCGAGGUAGCAGCAUGAACAUUCCUGGGCCAAGUCGACUGCCCUCCGACGAGUCCACAAUUGGCCUUCACCCCAACUCUGGCCCUUACCCCUUUGCGCGGGAAAGCCAAUACGGUGGAGGAUCGAUACGAGGCAGUAUGAUACUCUAUCGUCUCGCUGACGAGCCUGACAGAGGGAGCACAAUACUGGCCCCACCACGGGCCCUGGGAAGCGGAAACCGAGAUAGUGUUGCCUCGUUCGCUUCGCAAGCGUCACUGCCCAGCGAUUCCAAAUAUCCUUCGGGUUUCAACACAACUCGUGGUUUGGUACCUUACGCUUACGAUCCCGCCCUUGACGAGCUCGACCCACCAGACGACGAAGACUUCCUCCAUGAUCCGUCUUACAAGGGGGGUAAGAAUGGCUACCAGGGGCCGUCAAAUUUCAGGCGCCGACGCUUCUUCCCCUGGCGCGGGAUAGCGAACAUCAGUAUGCUCCUUCUCGUCAUCGGCGCCAUUCUCGCCCUCUUCAUAACCUAUCCGGUGGUCUCGUUCUUUCGCGAAGAACCUGUGAUCUCGUUGAUUGACGGCAACAUACGGGUGAACAAGACCGGUCAAGUCGCGGUGUUGCCGAAUUUACCAACACUCAUUGACCCCGCAACUCCGAACGACGCGCUCUCACGGAAGGGUUUUGAUGGGAAAAGCUAUUCGUUGGUGUUCAGCGACGAGUUCAACACUGAUGGAAGGACAUUCUACCCGGGCGACGAUCCAUAUUGGGAGGCCGUGGAUUUGUGGUAUGGAAAUACGAACGACCUCGAAUGGUAUGACCCCUCCCAAGUCGUCACCCGCGAUGGGAACCUUGUCAUCACCAUGGACUCUGCGGACAGCACACAGUCGGGGCAGAGUGUUGGUUCAACUGCGCCAUUUACCAUUGCGGAAAACCACAACCUACAGUACAGGAGUGGGAUGGUCCAGUCGUGGAACAAGUUCUGCUUCACAAGAGGGUAUAUCGAGGUCGCCGUUGUGCUUCCUGGGCCGAAUGCCAACACCAAGGGUUAUUGGCCUGGUGUUUGGACGAUGGGAAACCUUGCAAGACCGGGAUACACUGCGACCACUGACGGAACAUGGCCCUACACUUACUCGUCGUGUGAUGUUGGGACUUUCCCGAAUCAGACAUUGGCGGAUGGGUCGGGACCGGCUGCUGCUUUGAAGACCGAGGCGGGCAGCGCCAAGUAUAACAACGAGUUGAGUUGGCUGAGCGGACAGAAACUUUCUGCUUGUUCGUGCCCUGGGUCAGACCACCCUGGUCCAGACGUCACUGUCGGUCGUGGCGCGCCGGAAAUCGAUAUCUUCGAAGCUGAGGUCAACAAGACCAACUCUAUCGGCCAAGUCGUGUCCCAGUCAGCUCAGUUCGCGCCGUUUACCCAUGACUACAACUAUCUGACGCAAACAACCGACCAAUGGAAUAUCUUCAACACUGGCAUCUCCCGGCCAAACGGUUACAAGGGCAGCGCGGUACAACAGGCUGUUUCUGGAUUGACGAAUGUACCGGGUGAGGGCUUCCAGGGGAGCGGGAAGAAGUUCAUCAAGUAUGGAUUCGAGUAUUGGAGUGACCCGAAGGAUCCAUCGAGUGGGUUUAUCACAUGGCAAGUGGAUGGGACGCCAAGUAUUCGGAUGGGUGCAGGUGCGGUUGGACCAGACCAAGGUUCUGGUGGAAGUGGAGUUGGUCAGCGGUUGAUUCCUGUCGAGCCGAUGUCGAUUAUCUUGAAUUUGGGUAUAUCCAAAAACUGGGAAACGCCGGACUUGUCGACGAUGGUAUUCCCGGCUGAAAUGCUGAUCGACUAUGUGCGCGUGUAUCAACGCGAUGGUGAGAUGAACGUCGGGUGUGACCCCAAGGACUAUCCGACCAUGGAUUACAUCAGGAACCAUCUGCCAGCGUAUUCAAAUGCGAAUACGACGACAUGGGCUUGGGAGAAACCCAAAAAUUCUCUCUACCAUGGCACGUGCUAA
Messenger RNA from Mycena indigotica, 2121 nucleotides. RefSeq lists its product as uncharacterized. Gene Ontology annotation, cellular component: endoplasmic reticulum membrane; plasma membrane. Gene Ontology annotation, molecular function: glucosidase activity. The coding region runs from base 1 to 2121 and encodes 706 amino acids. NCBI's taxonomy places the organism in Eukaryota, Fungi, Basidiomycota, Agaricomycetes, Agaricales, Mycenaceae. The record is from RefSeq and is a predicted model, not a curated record. The transcript has 4 exons. Gene Ontology annotation, biological process: fungal-type cell wall organization; (1->6)-beta-D-glucan biosynthetic process.